This is a messenger RNA of Ahaetulla prasina, 2655 nucleotides long. It is a transcript of the gene AGPAT1, whose product is annotated as 1-acylglycerol-3-phosphate O-acyltransferase 1. Gene Ontology annotation, cellular component: membrane; endoplasmic reticulum. The record is from RefSeq and is a predicted model, not a curated record. The transcript is spliced from 6 exons. Gene Ontology annotation, biological process: phosphatidic acid biosynthetic process. Gene Ontology annotation, molecular function: 1-acylglycerol-3-phosphate O-acyltransferase activity. NCBI's taxonomy places the organism in Eukaryota, Metazoa, Chordata, Lepidosauria, Squamata, Colubridae. Bases 3 to 809 code for a protein of 268 amino acids.
AAAUGGAGAUCUCGCUGGGCCAGUGGCUCCUCAUCCUCUUCCUGGUGGCCAUCCCGCUUCUGUAUGAAUGGAGUGCCACCUUCAAGUAUUUCUGUAAGAUGGCUUUCUACAACAGCUACAUCCUCUUCCUGGCUGUCAUUGCCAUCCCGAUCUGUGCUGUCCGCGGGCGCAGCGUGGAGAAUAUGAAGAUAUUACGAUUCAUGUUGCUCCACAUAAAAUAUCUCUAUGGGAUCAAGAUUGACGUGCGGGGGACCGAGAACUUCAACCUCAAGGAGCCCUAUGUGGUGGUGUCCAACCACCAGAGCUCCCUUGACUUGCUUGGUUUAAUGGAGGUGUUGCCAGAUCGGUGUGUGCCAAUUGCCAAGAAGGAGCUGAUGUAUAUGGGCACAGUGGGGUUGGCCUGCUGGCUGGGAGGCAUCAUUUUUAUCAACCGCAAGAAAACCAACGAUGCCAUCAGCGUUAUGUCUGAGGCUGCCCAAACUAUGCUGAGCCAAGAUGUUCGGGUCUGGGUGUUUCCUGAGGGUACCAGGAAUCACAACGGCUCCAUGCUGCCCUUCAAACGGGGCGCCUUCCAUUUGGCGGUGCAAACCCAGGUUCCUCUCGUCCCUGUUGUAAUCUCAUCGUAUCGAGAUUUCUACAAUAAGAAGGAUAGGCGCUUCACCACAGGGCGCUGCAUUGUCCAGGUCUUGUCCUCCGUGCCCACGAAGGGGCUGAGAGCCGACGAUGUGCCGGCUCUGACGGAUCGAGUGCGCCAAGCCAUGCUGGUUGCUUUCGAGGGGCUUUCCGCGGAUCUGGGUUCCCCGCAGUGACCUCCGCCACCGCUUCCCCCCAACGUCUGACCCAGGAGCACGGCGGGCUGCGCCUGGGAGCAGCUUGCACCCACAGGCAGUCAACCUGAAGAUAACGGGACCAAGACGGAAGAGGGCAGCGCUUGGAGGGGAGGGAAAAGGAAUCGGAACCGGUUCUGGCAGAGGAGUGAUGGGCACAGCACCUUGCGGCAAAGAAGGGGGGCUUGAAAUGGGUGGGGAGGGGGCUGGACUCAGCCACAUGUGCUAGGAGACCUGGGAGCGGAGUGGAUCCCAAGCCACCCUCGUUGCCCUCUUCACUUCUGGAUCAGAGUUCUGACUCCCCCAGUAGAUGGUACAGUCUGGUCCCUUGCCUCCAUCUCCUCCUUGCUCCCCCGUUUUGUUCAUGUGGACUGUUCCAUUUCACUUUCUUGGACUUGGCCGGUGGGCUUCCCAUUGUGGGAAGUUUUUUUCUGGAUUGGAACCACAGACCCCCACAGCAACUGAGCCACCCCUGGGAGUCUGCAGAGGGAGCCAUGGACCUGGUUUACCCUGGCUUGCUUCAAGGACCAGGGGGAUCUUGGUGAACUUCAGACUCGGAGCAAUGCCCGUGGGGAUGCCCCAGCGGCUUGCGGAGCCCGUGUGUGUGAGAACUCUGGACCCACCAUCGGCUGGGGAAGGAGAGAGACAGAGGGAGCCUACGCCGGGGAGGAAAUUCUGGCCAAUCCAUCCGAACAUGCAAUAGCAAAGGACCCAGGCUGCUCAGCCUGACUCAGCUCCAAUCAUGGACCGGACUGCUUUCUUCCAGGGCGGAAGCUUGGCAGAAAGGGGAAGGGAAGGAGAAAGGAAGGAGAUCUGUCUCCCUCUGACGCCGACAGGGUGAAAAGGGAGCCAAAGGGAUCUUCUAGCAGACCUAAGCAGAGAGAGACAGAGAGAGAUCGCUUGGAUUGCCUUCACUGGAGGUUGUUUGUGGCUUUGGGUGGAAGAUGGAGAAGGGAGGCCAAAGGAUGGAUUUGGGUGGGGAAACGGGCAGAGAACACGAUUUGGGGGGCUCCGGCUGCCUGUCGGCCUUGCCUGGAACGCCCUUUUCUUUUCCCUCCCGACACUGAAUGGUGAGGAUGGGAGCCAGACCAGUUUGCCAGAUGAAAAGGUGCAGGGAGAAGGGGCUUGGCAUCGGUCACCCCUCACCAGCUGUGGAUCAGGGAGACCCAAAGGAAAAAGGGAGGAAGCCAGGGGAGGGGAGGGGAGGGGAGGGGAAGGGCAGGGUGUGCAGGCAAGGGCUUGUCCCCAGGGCCGAAUUAAGCAUGAGGGUUGCAAAAAGCAGGAAGUUGUGGCCUCAGGCUGGGGCCUUUGAGCCAGGUGUUAACAGGAACAUCAGGGACAGGGGAUGGAGUGAACAUGGGGUGAGGGGUAUCCAAUAAAGGAGGGAAGCGGGCCAUUGGCAUCCGGAGAGCAACUGGUUGUGUGUGUGUGUUUGCGGCAGGGUCUUUCGGGGAGAAGAGGAAACCAGGUAGAAGAGGAAACGGUUGCCCCUUCCAGGAUGAGAGUUUGAGAGGUGCCGAUUGAGGGAGGGCCAGACUGAUUCGUGGGGUGGCCAGCCUUGCGGUUCCUUGAAAUUAUUCUGUAUAUUUCUCUUCUGCCUUUGGAUUUUCCCUGAAGGUUUCUGCCGUCUCCCCCCCCCCAUCCCACCCCGCAAGUUGGUGGGUGACGGGGGGGGACUUUAUUUCCUCUUUCCAGACAUUCCUUCUUGGGGGAGGGGAGGAGAAAAGAGAUUUUUUUUCCAUCUGGGGUGGGAUGAGGAGUGAAGAGAUGUUAUCCAGUCCAUGUUCCCCAAACCUUCCUGCUUUUAAUAAAAACCCUCGAAAAUUCA